Messenger RNA from Stegodyphus dumicola, 10807 nucleotides. RefSeq names its product unconventional myosin 10A (gene Myo10A). Gene Ontology annotation, molecular function: ATP binding; cytoskeletal motor activity; protein binding. Gene Ontology annotation, cellular component: myosin complex; cytoskeleton. The record is from RefSeq and is a predicted model, not a curated record. NCBI's taxonomy places the organism in Eukaryota, Metazoa, Arthropoda, Arachnida, Araneae, Eresidae.
AGAGUUGUAGGAUCGUUGUGGAAUUUCAGAUAUAAAUACUUUGUAUGUGUGUGUGGUCCUUGUGAUAUUUGGCGUUAUUUUAAUUCUUUUGCGUAGUGUGGACUCAUCAGGAUUGUACCGAAAUCUGAAGUAGCUGUGGAACCAUGGCAGGUUCAACAUGAAGACUGUAGAUGCAAAGCGUAGAACGAUUGUUUGUGUGUUUUCCAGUGUAGUUUAUGGAUGUUACAUUAGAUUAGAUACAAAAUCGGGGAUGUGCAAUUUUGGAUAAUACUGAUUUUAUUGUCUUCAUAGGAUUCUUAAAUUAUUAGGAAUAAUGGAGGAUUAUCAAGAGGGAGACUUGGUAUGGUUCGACCCGGGCAUCGGGUACCUUCUGCCCGGGGAAGUGGCGGAUUUUUCGAAGCCCGCUCAAGUCAUCACAGUCCAAGCUCUUAUCAGUGGAAAGCCGCAAAAUUUUACACUUCACAAUUUGGAAAGCGUAAGAAAGAGACAAGAUUUGGGCCCAAAUGGAUUUGAAGACAUGAUCGAACUUAUUGACUUAAACGAAGCGUCUCUACUAUGGAACUUAAAAAUUCGAUACGACAAGGAAAUGAUAUACACGUAUACGGGCAGCAUUUUGGUAGCCGUGAAUCCCUAUAAAAUGUUUGAUAUUUACGGGCUAGAAAUGGUGAAGAAAUACGAAGGGCAAAUUUUGGGCACUUUACCACCGCACCUAUUUGCUAUUGGCAGUUCUGCUUAUGGAAAAAUGAGUAAAGAUAAUGAAAAUCAGGUUGUUGUCAUUAGCGGCGAAAGCGGAGCGGGCAAAACGGAAAGUACGAAGCUGAUCAUGCAGUAUCUGGCCGCUGUUAAUAAGUCUCCAAGCAACCUCAUCACAGAACAAAUCUUGGAGGCCAAUCCUCUAUUGGAGUCCUUCGGUAAUGCCAAAACAGUCCGAAAUGACAAUUCAAGUAGAUUUGGGAAAUACAUGGAAGUCCAUUUCAAAGACGGUGUUAUAACUGGUGCUAGAACAACAGAAUAUCUUUUAGAGAAAUCAAGAAUUGUUACUCAGGCUUCAGAUGAAAGAAAUUAUCACGUAUUCUACGAAAUGUUAAGUGGUUUGGGGGAUUCCGAAAAAGAAAAAUAUGGUUUACAGACUGCUGAUAACUACUUUUAUUUAAAUCAGGGUGGUUGCUUCAAGAUCAAAUCAAAAGACGAUGCAGAGGAUUUCAGGGCAUUAUUGGCAGCUAUGCAAGUGCUGAGUUUCACUUCUGAAGAACAAGACACGAUUUUUAGGAUAUUAGCUUCAGUUCUUCAUCUAGGAAAUAUUUACUUUCACAGGAAACAGCUCAAACAUGGUCAAGAGGGUGUAGAAAUCGGAAGUGACGCUGAAAUACGUUGGGCUUCUCAUCUCCUUCAGUUAUCCCUGGACGGAAUUUUACGAGCCAUGACUACAAAAACUACGGAGGCGAGGAACGAACGAGUGGUCACACCUUUGAAUAUCGAUCAAGCUUUGGAUGCCAGGGAUGCCAUUGCGAAAGCUUUAUAUUCAAGCUUAUUUUCUUGGCUUGUGCAACGUGUUAAUAACAUAGUUUUCAAAGGCCCCAGAAAAACUUCGAUAGCCAUUUUAGAUAUCUUCGGAUUUGAAGACUUCAAAGAAAACAGUUUCGAACAGCUCUGCAUUAACUACGCGAAUGAAACUCUGCAGUACUAUUUCAAUAAACACGUGUUUAAAUUAGAGCAGCAAGAGUAUGCGAAAGAACGAAUCGAAUGGCAGCCAAUUAACUACCAGGAUAAUCAACCCGUGCUCAAUCUGAUUGCUAAGAAGCCAGUGGGUAUAUUGCCACUUCUAGACGAUGAGAGCAAUUUUCCAAAGGCAACUGAUCUGUCUUUCCUGGAAAAAUGUCACUACAAUCAUGCUCUGAACGAAUUGUACAGUCGUCCCCGAAUGUCUUCCAUGGAAUUUGGAGUCAAACACUAUGCGGGGCAGGUGUGGUAUUCUGUUGAUGGAUUCUUGGACAAAAACCGAGACACGCUCCGUGGUGUCGUCGUGGAUUUGCUUAUAAGCAGUAAAUUACCAAUGAUCUCGAAGAUGUUCCAGGAAUUGAGAGAUACAGCUGAAGCAGCCAAAACUAUCAGCAAGAGUAAUGGUCGCUUCGUUACUAUGAAACCGAGGACUCCGACUGUCGGAGCUAGGUUUCAUGAUUCCCUCCAGUCAUUAGUUGACACAAUGGCCAAAUGCCACCCCUGGUUCGUUCGGUGCAUCAAACCCAAUAAUGAGAAAGCACCUAUGAAAUUCGAUAUGCUUAUUGUUCUCGAACAGCUCAGGUACUCAGGAAUGUUGGAAACAAUCAGUAUCAGAAAAACAGGAUAUCCUAUUCGAAUGAAAUUCCAACAAUUCGCUGAAAGGUAUCGUUGUAUAGUGCCUGGCAGGUUACCUCGGGGAUCUCCGUCUCGAGAUGUUUGCCGCGUCAUCCUUGACAAGAUACCUGGAUCAAAAGAUCAGUAUCAGUUGGGAAGCUCGAAGGUGUUUUUGAGAGAGUCCUUGGAACAAGCCCUGGAGAAAGAACGUGUUAAUAUCCUCAGAGGAUCUGUUGUCACCAUUCAGAGAUAUGUCAGGGGUUAUCAAGCCAGGAAAAGGUACCACGCUAUGCGGCAUAGUGCCGUCAAGAUUCAGACAGCAUACAGGGCCUGGACCGCCAGGCGUAGGUAUCAGAUCAUAAGGAAAGGUAUUAUCAGAACGCAAGCUAACUUUCGUAUGUUGCGGCAGAAAAGGGAAUAUGACAAGAUUAAAGCGAUUUUGGCUCGUAAACGUGAGGCAGACAGAGUUGCGCUUGAACGAGCCAAAGAACGUGCUAACAGAGAAGAGCAAGAGCGAGCAUCUAGAGCAGUGGCGGGGGUCAAUCAUCUCGAAAUUCCUGCCGAACUGGCAUUCAUUUUCAGUAAAUUGGAUGAAUGGCAAUGUGUACACAAUGAGCGUAACAUAUUGAAGGUGGUGGGAGAAGUUGCCAAAUCUGGGACCCUUACCUAUCGCCUGCCAUCGGACAUAGAUCAGUAUGCAUUUACUAAAUUCACUAAUGUGUACUUCAAAGCUCAUAUCUGGGGAAUGAAACGAGAACCUAUCAAAACGCCGUUUCUUGCCAAGACAAAUGAGUCAGAUUACCAGAGCAGCUUAGCAUUAUUUAAAUUGAUUCUCCGCUUUAUGAACGAUAAUAAUCUAAGUGGAAAGAAAGAGAGAAUCCUUGGUGAUUACAUCGUUCAAAAAGGUCUCAUGAAUGAGACGAUGAGAGAUGAGAUCCUUUGUCAGUUGUGCAAUCAGACCUGGAAGAAUGAUAAUGAAGCCAAUAAUGAGCGGGGUUGGAUCCUCAUGGCCAACUGUCUCAGUUGCUUCGCGCCAUCAAAACACCUCUACAAAUAUUUGCUCAAAUAUGUAUCAGACCAUGCUUAUGAUGGAUAUAAAGCUCAUUGUCAGAGAAAGCUUCUCCAGGGGGAAAAACUGGAUGCCGAAGGGCGAAGGACGUACCCACCCUCUCUUUUAGAAUGGAAAUCGAAUACCAGGAGGACUAACAUGGCUCUUGAAGCGAAGUUUGCUGAUGGUUACAGCAUGUAUGGUCCCGUGGAAUCGCUCACGACUGGAGAAGAAUUCGCAGCAUCUUUGCUCAAAGCCAGGGGAGUGGAUGAUUGUUACGGCUGGACCGUGGAUUUAGACGACGACGGGGAUCUCUAUGAGUUAAAUGGUUACGAUUACGUCCUAGACCUUAUUUCAGAGACCGAAAUUCCUCCUGCAUUCCCAGUCUGCAAGUCUUUCUUUUUAGUUUCUGCGAAUAAAAAUAAGACAAUCUCUGACUCUUCUACUGCGUGGGCCACAUCGCCGCAUAAUCCUGAGCGUAUUAACACGUUUGAAAUGGAUAUUGACGAAUCUCCACCAGCUCCAAUCCGUUACAGACAACCAGUGAAAUCUCGAUCCAUAGAUGACAUUACGAGAGUUGAUCAACAUUCUUCUGUCGACUAUGUUUCUCGAGAAAGAAAGAAAGAACGUUUGAGAGCAACUUCUCAUGAAAGAUUGCUGGAGGAUGUGGUAAAGGCCGAACCUCCUCUCUCUAAGACUAGUGCCCUCAACGAUCGCUACUUUGAGAAUGGUAAAACAACUAGAUCUGAUUUAGUUGUAGAAGACAAUCAUCUAUCUAAAUCCAGACCAGAACCAAUAGGAUCAAUGUUGGGAUUAUCCAAAAGUAAACUAAAUGAACGGUACAAUGAAAGAGAGAUACAAGGACUCUCAGAAACUAGUAAACUCAACAAACGUUACUUGGCCUCCAAAACUAAUUCAAGCACAUCCCAGCAGAGAUCCGAAAUCUUAGAUGACAUGCAGCAUCAUACCAAGGCUUCUAAUUCACCCGCUCAGUCCAGUGCAUGGCAGGAUGAGCUGGGAUUAGCGUCAUCAGCGCUUAAUGACAGGUACUUUUCUCGUCAAGAAUUGCUCAAGAGCACCAAAACAGACGCUAGUGAUGCUGGCAGUCGUCGUGAUGGAAGUAGCGUUGGUCGCGGUGUAACUCCUAGUCUUGAAGAAACGGGCAAAAUCAAUGGCCAUUCGCCUGACCUAAAUGGAAGUGGUAAUAAUCAUGCUGUGCGAGAUGCAAGUUCAUCUUCACAGGCUUCGAACGAUGCUAUCGAGUUUCCAGAAUUCGAUUUCCCGGAAAUGAACGGAGACGAAGACGAAGAUGCUGAACCAGAUGAUUUCCUGCCAGAUCCUGAUGGCUCCCGAUGUAGUCGUACCACAGAGUCCACACGUUAUGUGAAGUAUGGUGGUAAACAGCAAACGGGUAAAGUUCAUUCACAUUCUACAAAGGCCCAUAUCGACCGCAACCGUGAUGAUUAUAGCAGUGUCGGAGGCCCUAAGAGUUCCGCCAUGUCCGAUACUUCAGAAGCACCCUCAUUAGCAUCCCAUGUGAAAAAUGUCCGUAUUCCUUCUCAUACGUCAGAUUUAGACCAAUAUUUAGAUGACUUAUUCAACCCUGUUUUAGAUGGUAACCUGGAUGAGCUGAGCGACGCCAGGUCUCUUGCUGCAUCCAUCAAAGGAAGUGGCAUUUCAGAAUCUGCCAGGUUUUCCAAAAAUGUGUCAGCUAUAGACCCCUACGAAAUUCUUGAUGAUUUACUUGCAGAGCCAAUGAAAGAAGAAUUUAGCGAUCUUGGAAAUGCUGAAAGUCUCGCAAAAGCAUUGAAAGGUGGUGGAAAAGCAGUGGGAGGUGGAGUUGACACACAGCAACGAUCCUCUUCUGGUGGUUUGCAUUCUCAAAACAUGACAUCGAAUUUGUCGACACCCUCUCCAGCAUUGUCAGCGGGUGGAGUAAACGCGGGAAAUUCUUCAGCAUCUUCCACGACCGGAGCAAACAACUUACCACUUUACAAUCUCUCCGGUAUGACAGUGCCAAUGGUUGAUGCUUCUCAACUCAUUCAGCAACAGUUACUUCAACAACAGAUGAUCCAGUUGCAGCAGCGAGCUUUCUUGGCAUCUGCUGUUCAACAAAAUCUUCAAAUUCAGCAGCAUCUGAUGCAACAAAAUCAGGCACUGCAGCAUCUUCUGCAGAAUAGCUCGAUGAGUCCCGCAUCACCUGCAGCUGUGGGGCCAUCUCUGCUUGCUGAAGCUCCAUCCCUUCAAUUCGGUGGAGCUCUCUCUCCACCCUUGGCCCCUUUGCCACCAAUCAUAACUUCUACGAGCUUACCUCCUACUCUCUUGCAAACAACUCCGACGCUAGGUUCUCAAGACUUUUCCAGCCUCUCUUUCCAACAGGCAUCUAUAUUUUCUCCACAUAAGGAUGGAGGCAUAGAUGGAACUUUACCCUCUUUACCAGUCAAGACUGGACAAAGACCGUCUUCACCAGUCCAGAAGACUGUCUUCCCCAAGCCAAAUUUGCCGCACGAAGUGUUCAGUGAUGUGUUGAGUGAACUUCGAAGCAAAGCGGGGGGUAGUGAAACUACCCCUCAAUCUGCUCCUCGAUCUCAAGUGCAGCAAAGAAUGAUCGGAGUGCCACCACCACCUCCUCCUCCACCUCCACCACCACCUCCACCCCCACCGCCAAUGUCUCCUGACAGUCAAGCAAAAUAUCAAGAUAUGUACGGUCGUGCGAAAACAGUGCGAAUCGGCAAGUGGCGCUGGCCGCCGCCUCGAGAUGAUGGGGCUCCGCCGGUAAGUUUCCUCGAGUUCAAACAAGCCAAGCAAAAGAAAGAUCGAUCUGGAGCUGAGUCAGCAGAGAGUGCAGAUUUUCCCGAGAUUUCAGGCAUGGAAAGCACAUUGUCCUUUGGAUCUUCUGGUAUAGAUAGCUCUACACCUGUUACUCAGCAAACACAUCAGCAGCAGCUACAACAACAAUCCAGUCAAGAGCGUAUUAAAAAGAGUCGUAGUUUAGAAGAACUAAAAGAAGAAGACACAGAUAUUAUCAGAGCGUUUGAAGGUAAUGAGAAACCACUGCCUGGAAGCAUAGGAAAAUUAAGAAUCAGUUCGGAAAUGAAGGCCAAACUUGAGCAACUCACCAUGGACCACAGCGUAAGGUCAUCUAACAAGAAAGAACCCAGGGCCAAAGUAUAUCCAAUGGUGGAAGAAUCUCAACAGGAUCAACAAGGCGUUAAAAAAUUAUGUGAAAGUCGCAAGGUGUUAUUGGAACAAAAGCUUCGAGGAAGCGGCGAUUAUAUGGAUGGUUCUCCACGUACGCGAACCGAAAGAUACCAGGAACUGCCUUAUGAUCCCGAUCUACCACCUGCUCCAGAUUAUCGGAUACGAGGUACUAGAGACGAACCUCAACAAUUUGUUGUUGAAAAUCUUGUCAAAUCUCAAGUGCAGAGAAUGGAAAGAGCGAGUAGAGAGAUAAGGGAGUUGAGGGAAGAGCUUGGUCAUCCCAUGAGUGCUGUUUUACCCUCCCGAAGCAGUAGUCAACAAGCUGCAGAAUAUCUCUCAGGCCCAUCUUCAAAAUACUUUGGACCUCACUCUUCACUCAUCACUGAUCAUUCUAGCCAGAACUCGUCUAGAAGCAUCAUGUAUGAGGAAAGUCUCGCUAGUUCCUCUAGGACAGGGUACAGAGAUGAUAUGCGAAUGUAUGGAGGAUCUAGAGGUCAUCCUCCUGCUCCCGUUGGACCUCUUGGUAGCAGAUUGCAACAUCAUGCCCCGUCCAUAACAGCGUCCUCUAGUUAUUAUGCUCCAAGCACUAUAGUUGCACCAAAGCACAGGGAACCACCUGCACCUAUAUCACCACAAAAAGUGUUACAUGAUAGAUUGUCUUCGGACAAAAUCGAAUUUGAGGAGAGUUCUGAAUUUUUGAAACCUAUUGACACGGCACCACCCACUGUAAUGGAUACUCCAGAGCAGAGAACAUUAGAGAGUAUUAAAACUAAACUGUUCCCGCCGAGCACAGCAGCUUCAUUUACCUAUACAAAAGUUUCUUGGACUCUCAGGGUUAGAAAAGAAGUGUUCUCUCCAUCGGAAAAACUGGAUAAUCCUGUAGCGUUACAUUUGGUAUUUUGUCAAGUUGUAAAAGAUGUCUCUUCCUCGGCCUGUAUUCGCAUGAACAGGGAAGAGAAGAGAAAAUUACAACAACUCAUAGACGGGUAUGGUGUGACGCCAUCCACUCUUCAUUCAAAUACUAUAAAGCUGACAAUGAAGAGGAAUGUCAUAGAUGUCGCCAAAGAGUUCCCCAAUUAUUUCUCCAGGCUUUUUCCCAUAUCUGGAGGUAGAAAUCUGCCAAAUGUUCAGCUACUAGGUGUGUCUCAUUCAGGUGUACGCUUGGUCAGACGAGAACGUGACGCUAUAUGCGACUACUUGAGAGUUUUGGACACAAUAAGUUUCGAAGAUAUUGCUGAAGUAAGUGUACCGAGGAGCAGUACAAUUCAGAUACUAUUACGAAACGGCGGCUGGAUGACGCUUUAUUCUCACAAAGCCGAAAGAAUUCGAAAUAUGAUUGAGCGGUUUUGUGUGGAAGCUGCUCAAGGUGGUCACGAAUACGUCAGAGCUGUUGCUGAUUAUGUCACACGCGAAGCUACUCUCCUGAGUUUCAAAGAGAAUGAUAUCAUUCGAGUGGUUAAGAACAGAAAUUUGCAUUUGGAUAAAGGGUGGUUGUAUGGCGUGUUGGAUAAUGGAGAAUCUGGUAUAUUUCCGUGUGAAUACGUCGCACCUCUGGGGAAACAAGAAACGAAGAGAAACCAACGCCGAGAGAUGGAGAAUUUGGUUCAGUCCAAAACUCAGCAACAGAAGCAUCGCCGAGGGCCAAACCAUGACGAAAUCACGGCAUAUAACAACACAGAGCCUAUCGUCAAUGGUACUUUGGACAGAUCCCGAGAGAAUGAUGCACCAGUUUGGGUGGAGUCAAGAACUGAAAACUUUGAUGUGGAAGGACGGAGUGAGGUGAACCAAUCACCACAGCCAGCCAACGAUGCCAAGUCUCUGCUGCAGUUUGCUCUCUUCAACUUCAGGGAAAGUCUGGACAAGUAUGAAAUGCUACGGACACGCGAUGGCUCUAUUCGAGGUUCCAUUAAAUUAAUAGAGAGUCUAAAAUCGAAGAAAAGUAAAGGAAAGAAAGGGAAAGAUACAUCUGAUUGGACUUGGAAGGAAUUGGCGGAUAUGGUCAAAUAUACCAAGUCUCCUCUGAUGGCUUCUCUGUUAAAGUUUGAAGCUCCUGAACUGAACAAAUUAGCUUUGGAGUGCUUUAUAGCUAUCAUGAGGCAUAUGGGUGAUUAUCCAAUGGCCAAGAAUCAAUCUGAAGUUGAUUGUGUGUACACAAUUCUAGUGACCUGCCAUAAAUACCCACAAUUAAGAGAUGAAGUUUAUUGCCAGUUAAUGAAACAAACAACAAAUAACAAAAGCCCAAAACCAGACAGCUGCCAGCGGGGAUGGCGCUUAUUUUCAAUUGUCGCUGCUUAUUUUGAGUGCUCAGAUGCAUUGAAGCCAUAUUUAUUCAAAUACCUAGAGACAGCUGCCUACGACAAACGCCGAGCUUAUCACGGUACUGCUAUGGUAUGUUUGCAGAAUUUAAGAAAAACUUUUAAAUACGGAGGACGGAAAAAUGUACCUAGUGUUGAAGAAAUAUCUGCUAUAUCUGCGGGUCGCAAUUCUAAGAGGCAAAUUUACAGGCUUCCUGGAGGUACAGAACGAGUCAUUAACACAAAAUCUACCACUGUAGUGCAAGAUAUCAUUGAAGAAAUCUGUACCAUAUUAAAUGUUAGAAACCAAUUAGAAAUGGAAGAAUUUUCACUUUAUUGCAUUGUUGAAGGAGAUCCCUAUACAAUGCCACUUAAUCGUGAAGAAUACAUCUUGGAUGUGACAACAGAACUUUUAAAGAAUGGUCAAGUAUUCUACUUGAUAUUCUGCCGAUCAGUAUGGUAUUACCCUCUUCGUUUAGAUAAUCAUCUGUACAUUGAAGUCAUUUUUAAUCAAGUUGCACCAGAUUAUCUUGAAGGUCUACUUUUAGUAAUGCCAGGAGAGCGAAUAAAAGAGCAAAAUGUGGCUGAUAUUGCAAAAGUUGCAGCUUUAUUACAUCGGGCUGCUGAUAUGGAGCACACACCCGCAAAGGAGGAAGUCAAAUAUCUUUUACCCAAACCAAUUCUUGGAGUAAGAGAUAUUCGUCCUGCUCAAUGGGUAGAAUAUGUCCAGCAAAACUGGCCACAGAUGACCGCCUUAACCACGACAGAGGCCAAAGCUCAAUGUUUAGAUAUUCUCCAAAAAUGGCCUUUGUUUGGUUCAUGUUUCUUCAUAGUAAAGUGGAUUCGUGGGGAUGCACUACCAGUAGAUCAUAUUCUUGCCUUGAACAAAGAAGGUGUUCAUUUCCUAGAGGUUGUAACUCAUGAAACCACAUGGAAAUAUCCAUUUUCUGAAGUAAUAUCCACGAGAAAAGUCAGAGCAGAGGAUGGUACAUUAUUCUUGGAUAUGAAAUGUGGAAAUCUAAUGGUGCAAAAAAUUACACGCAUUCAAACAGAUCAGGCACAUGAAGUCUCCAGAUUAAUUCGUCAGUACAUCAAUAUCGAACAAAAGCAUCGAGGAGUCAGUAAUGGUGAUGCGCCUCACGAUUUAACACUGUCACGGCAUGUAGAUAAAUAGAAGCUACCAAUUUUGUGCGAGACUAUAAUAAUUUAAUAUACAUAGAACGAACUACCAUGAACAAUGUAGCUGGCGAUUCGGCUGCAAUUUUAUGAACCAAAUGAAACAGAUUUAUAUUUCUUAAUGAAAGAACAAUGGUGAUGAUAUGCAGAGGAAGGAAAUUUAGAAUAUUGCAUUUCAAGAAAUUCAAAGAGUCAAAUAUGAUUAACUACUAAGACUAUGAAUACAUUUAUCUGGAAUAAAUCAUGCGUGGUCACACAGUUUUCAUGUCCUUCCCAUUUGUGAAUAUGAACAUUUUCAAGGUGAAUCUAGGAAAAAUGUCUAUUUUAUAAAAUGGAAGUGUAUAAUAAUUUCAAUCUCUCAAUAUUACUUUAAGCAUUUUUCAGACUCGAAGAUUAGAUUAAUUAAACUGUAAAAAAUAUUUCAAUCUUAAAUUUUGGUUUAUGAGUGCCAAAUGAAGUAGCAAUGUUCUAUUCUGUUCUUUAUGAUUAAGAUGGAAUUAAAUAACACCGAACAUUAGUACCAGAAGUAACAAAAUUCUUUGAAAUAUGCUUAUUACUUGCUAUCUGUCGACCUUUACCUUUUUAUUAAUAGUUCAUUUUUCUACAAAGAGCUCCUUUUUUGUAAGUAAAUGUAUAUUUAUAAAUAAUGUUGUAAGAAAAACAUUACCCAAGUUUUAAUAGGGUGUGUAAUGUAUUCUUAUUUCAUUAUAUUUUAGCUGCUGUUUUUAUAAUAAACAUCUUAUUUCAUUUGUAA